Messenger RNA from Culicoides brevitarsis, 1585 nucleotides. RefSeq names its product rhythmically expressed gene 5 protein (gene Reg-5). Bases 299 to 1162 code for a protein of 287 amino acids. The record is from RefSeq and is a predicted model, not a curated record. The transcript is spliced from 3 exons. NCBI's taxonomy places the organism in Eukaryota, Metazoa, Arthropoda, Insecta, Diptera, Ceratopogonidae.
CGAAGCUAAAAAAAAAGUGAAAUUAUUAAAAUUUUUAUAACAAAUUUAUGAGAUAAAAAAAAUAUUAUUGAAGAAAAAAAAUAUUAUAAUAAACAUAAUUUAAAAAAAAAAAAAAUUUAAUGGUGAAAACAACAAUUUUACCCUGAAUUGCAUAAAUUGUUAAUAAACUUGAAUAAAACUUGAAAAGAAAAAAAUACAAGUUGCAUUUGUGACAAAAUAAAUAAUAAUAACAAAUAAAGUAACAAUAAUAAUAAUAUAUAUAAAAAAUAAGGAAAUAAUACAAAAUAAACAUAUAAACAUGACAAAACAAAGCAUAGUAAUGUGUUUCGGUGCAGCUUUUGUACUGCUAUCAAUUGUUCACGAGUCAACCGGCUCAGCGAUUCCGAUGUGGGAAUACUUAAGCAGAGAUGAAAAAAUGUCUCAUUUAUAUUCGAUGUUUGCAAAGCAAGUUCAACAGUACUGCAAGGCGAUACAAGAUGUGCACAAGCCUCAGUGCAAACGUGAUUUAUUGAUGUAUGGCUUAAGUAAAUUGCAGGCAAUGAAUGACGGGCAUCUUGAUACGAUGGAUCCUUAUCAACGAGGUGCCAAUGAUAUAAUUUGGGACUCGAUGAUGAGCGGACAUCCAAUGACGAGUAACAAGAAACAAACUACCACAGAAGCUCCCAUCAAUUAUCCCACGGGAAAUUACAUUCACAAUCCCUUGUUCGACGAACCUCUUACUACCAACAAAAAACCCGCGUCUUCCGAUUCUUACGCUCUUGACAUGGAUUUAUCGUAUGCCGAUGAAGAGCCUCACACGCAAAAUCGUCUCCCAGCCCCGACAAAUGUCGAACUUCAAUAUCUCCAACCGCCUCCAAUGAACUCCCAUUCGAGUUACUUGUCAGGCCCGAUGGUUGUUCGCGUUCAUCCCGACGGAACGCCCGUCGUCGAAGACAAAUACAAACCUUUGCCCAUCGAUGAUGAUCGCGAUGAAAUGACAAUCGGUCGAGCUCGUCUCCCGAGCAUGGAAGAACUCUCAAAACAACAAAAACCACAAUUCGCGCAACGUUAUGCCAUCUUACCGCCCCCAAAUCGCAUCCAACCCCCCGUUAACCCCUUGAAACAAAAUUACGGAUAUCGGUUUGCGUCGCAUCAUCAACGCCGAUCACUCAAUUCACACUAAAGUGAUGACGAGAAGAUUUAAAAAGAAAAAAAAAUCAUCAAAAACUCAUACUACGUUUAGAGAACUAUGUGUAAGCUAUUUAGCCAAAUCUGUAAUAGACUGUAAGUAAUAAGUUAUAACACUUUAAUCAAGUGUCUCGCCAUGAAUUCCGACACAGGGCUCGGAAUUUUUGACAAAAAUGCUUUUUUUCACAUUAUUUAUUGAAAUAAAAUUGUUAAAAAAAAUAGAUUAAGAUUUAAAUUUAAGCAUUAAGUAUCUGUUCAAUUGUCUUUUAUAUUUUAUUUUUCAAAAUAUAUUUGAAAAGAUAAAGGAUCGGGUACGAAAUUUGAUUGGAAUAUUUCCAAAAAACUAAAAAAUUAUUCAAAAUUAAAAAUUAUUUUUAGUAAAGUACAAAAAAAAUACAUUUUUAAGAUUUUUUGACUG